AUGUUAAUAAAAGAAUAUCGCAUUCCACUGCCACUGACGGUGGAGGAAUAUAGAAUAGCUCAGCUGUACAUGAUAGCGAAAAAAAGUCGCGAAGAAAGUAGCGGAGCCGGCAGCGGUGUAGAGAUUAUUGUGAAUGAACCAUAUCAGGAUGGACCGGGUGGUAAUGGGCAGUAUACGCGUAAGAUCUACCACGUCGGUAGCCAUCUGCCGGGUUGGAUCAAGGGUCUGCUGCCGAAGAGUGCGCUCACGGUGGAGGAGGAAGCCUGGAACGCUUACCCGUACACGAAAACACGCUACACCUGCCCGUUCGUGGAGAAGUUUUCGCUCGAGAUCGAGACGUACUACUUCCCGGACAAUGGGCACCAGGACAAUGUGUUCAAGCUGAGUGGUGGCGAUCUGCGGAACCGGAUCGUCGAUCUGAUCGACAUCGUGAAGGAUCAGCUGUACGGGGCGGAUUACACGCGCGACGAAGACCCGACCGUCUACUGCUCGGAGCGUACCGGGCGCGGUCCGCUCAGCGAGUGCUGGCUGGAUGAGCACUGGGAGGAGGUCCAGGGUAAGCAGCAACCGACAGCCCGCAACAUGUCGCUAAUGUGUGCGUACAAGCUGUGCCGGGUCGAGUUCCGCUACUGGGGCAUGCAGACGAAGCUGGAGAAGUUCAUACAUGACACAGCGCUCCGGAAGACGAUGCUGCGAGCCCAUCGGCAAGCGUGGGCCUGGCAGGACGAAUGGUACGGUCUCUCGAUGGAUGACAUCCGGGAGAUUGAACGUCAAACGCAGCUCGCACUAAAGCGCAAGAUGGGUAACGAGGAAGGUGGUGAGGAGCAGGAAGGUGACGGCGAGGAAGGCGAGGGCAACAAACCCUCAACGGAGCAGGACAAUCGUAGCGCCAAUCAGAUGUACUCAAUCGAAAAGACGAACGAAAACUCAACGCCACACAUGGACAAGAAGGAACCGAUCCCGGUCAUCACGACGACGGCCGAGGCGGAGAGUGGGAGCGGUACCGGUAUGGUACGGCCGUCACGCAAGGAAAAACCCAAACCGUCCGCACACAGUUCCGAGGAUGAUGAAUCGGUCGAUGGUAAGCAACCGCAACGCCACCGAGCAGAGGUCGACGAGGAGGACGAAGACGACGAUGACGAUGACGAUGAGGAGGAUGAUGAACGGCACGGUCCGCGUGGACAUUCACAGCAAGGCGGUUGCUAUCUGCGCAAGCAGAACAAUGCCGGUUCGAAGAGCAAAUUGCACUCACCGCUCGGGUCGGCCCAUAGUUUUGAUUUGCAGGUUGCUAACUGGCGCAUGGAGAAGCUGGAGGUGGAUUCCAAAUCUGGCUCCGAGGAGGAAUUUUUCGACUGUCUCGGUGAUAUAGGUGAGAAGGCAUCGCUGGUAAAGUGGAGUUCGCUGGAGCUGCUAGCGGAGGAAGAUGACAGCCCGCAGUUGGCUUCAAAUCACCGAAAUCAGGAAGAUAGCAUCUUCAGCCAAUCGUAUCUGCAGCGUGUGACAUCCGAGCGGGGUACGAGACGUUCGUUUCUGGGGCACCAUUCGUCGAGCAUCGACCGGGGCACGGGACACGACUCACCGCCCGGUUCGCCCGGAUUACCUUCCUGCCCGACGACGGUACUGAUAUUGAUCAUGCAUGCUGGUAGCGUGCUGGACGUCAGCUCGGACAUGACGACCAAGAAGUCGGACAUUACCACAUUCCGGGGUGCGCUUGAGUCGGUAAUGCGCCAGCACUAUGCCUCCCUCGUCGGGCACGUUGCGCUGCGGCUGGUUGCCUGUCCGGCGGUCUGUUCCGAUGCGCUCGGCAUCCUGUCCAGCUUGAGCCCGUACUCCUUCAACACCUCACCGUCGAGUGCGGACGUAUCGAACCUGGCGGAUGUACCGAUCGGUGCGAUACCGCUGCUGUCCACCUGUUCGCCCGAUUUUCAGGAAUCGGUGAGCCGGGCAGUAUCCUGCGCAAACCAAACGUUUGCCGACUUCCUGAAGUCGGACGAGGGUCGUGGCUUCAACGGGCAGGUGGUGCUGAUCGGUGAUUCGAUGGGGAGUGUGCUGGCACAUGAUGCGCUGUGCCGUUCGGCGGCCCACCAGGGCAGUGAAGCAUCCGGUCUGAACCAUAUUGCGGAUUUCGUCGCGGAAGCGAACGAUCUGGACGCAUCAAAGCUGCUGACGGCACCGUCACCUCGGAGACGAUCGUCCUCCACCAGUGAGUCGCGCGUGCCCAAAUUCGAGUUUGAGGUGGGCGAUUUCUUCAUGUUCGGUAGUCCGCUGGCGGUUAUACUUUCGGCCCGUCGGCUUUCUGACAGUCGGUACGGCAGCAGCAAACCGGCCUGUACGCAGCUGUACAAUCUGUUCCAUCCGACUGAUCCUACGGCGGCCCGGCUAGAACCGUUGCUGAGUGCCCGGUUCUCGAUGUUGCCACCGGUGAAUGUGCCGCGGUAUGCGAAGUACCCGCUCGGUAAUGGGCAACCCUGUCAUCUGCUUGAACUGAUCCAAUCCAGCCCGCAGCUGUUUGCCGACGGUGGUCCGUUACCGUCGGCACGACGCCUAUCGGACACAUCGAUUCAGAGUGCGGCGUCGGGCAUGAUCGAUAACGUGCCACUUACCACGAUCAAUCAACUGCAGCAGCGCUGGUGGGGCUCGAAGCGUCUCGACUACGCCCUGUACUGUCCGGAAGGGCUGAGCAACUUUCCCUCGCACGCACUGCCGCAUCUAUUUCACGCGAGCUACUGGGAGUCGAGCGAUGUCGUUGCGUUCAUACUGCAGCAGAUCGGGCGCUUCGACGAGUCGGGCGGUGCCGGGUACGGGUACGAGAAGGACGUAUCGAGCUUCCGACCGUCGCAGCCGCGCGAAAAGUGGAACAAGAAGCGCACCUCGGUGAAGCUGAAAAACGUCGCGGCCAACCAUCGGGCGAACGAUGUGAUUGUGCGGGAAGGUGAACCGCAGCGGCUAGUUGCCCGCUUCAUGUACGGUCCGCUCGAUGUGAUUACGCUCGCGGGCGAACGGGUCGACAUCCAUGUGAUGCGUGAUCCGCCAGCAGGCGAAUGGCAGCUGCUCUCCACCGAGACGACCGACAAGAAUGGGCGCAUCAGCUACAUUGUGCCGUCGGAACAGGCGUGCGGCUACGGCAUCUUCCCGGUGAAGAUGGUCGUCCGCGGUGACCAUACGUCCGUUGACUUCUACAUUGCGGUGGUACCACCCCGGACCGAGUGUAUCGUGUUCAGCAUCGACGGUUCGUUUACCGCAUCCGUGUCGGUCACGGGCAAGGAUCCGAAGGUGCGUGCCGGUGCGGUGGAUGUGUGCCGACACUGGCAGGAGCUCGGUUACCUGCUGAUCUACAUCACCGGUCGGCCGGAUAUGCAACAGCAGCGCGUACUAUCCUGGCUCAGCCAGCACAACUUCCCGCACGGACUAGUCUCGUUUGCGGACGGACUGUCGACGGAUCCACUCGGCCACAAGGCCACCUACCUGAACAAUCUUAUCCUUAAUCAGGGGCUGAUCGUACAUGCGGCGUACGGCAGCAGUAAGGACAUCAGCGUGUACACAAGCAUCGGGCUGAAGCCGAAACAGAUCUUUAUCACCGGCAAGGUGAGCAAAAAGCACCAAUCGCUGGCAACACCACUCACCGAGGGUUAUGCCGCCCAUCUCAGCUCCUUAAUGACGGUUGGCGGUUCACGACCCGCACAGGGUAACGCACGCAUGGUGAUACCACGCAGCUGCUUCAACCUGCCCGGCCAAAAUCAAUCCAUUCGCAGGCGAAGGUUCGUGCCGGGUUAA
This is a messenger RNA of Anopheles marshallii, 3774 nucleotides long. RefSeq names its product protein retinal degeneration B (gene rdgB). The transcript is spliced from 6 exons. NCBI's taxonomy places the organism in Eukaryota, Metazoa, Arthropoda, Insecta, Diptera, Culicidae. The record is from RefSeq and is a predicted model, not a curated record. Gene Ontology annotation, biological process: phospholipid transport. Gene Ontology annotation, molecular function: phosphatidylinositol transfer activity; phosphatidylcholine intramembrane carrier activity; metal ion binding. The coding region runs from base 1 to 3774 and encodes 1257 amino acids. Gene Ontology annotation, cellular component: cytoplasm.